Leptopilina boulardi is the source of this 5872-nucleotide messenger RNA. RefSeq names its product zinc finger protein 521. The transcript is spliced from 2 exons. NCBI's taxonomy places the organism in Eukaryota, Metazoa, Arthropoda, Insecta, Hymenoptera, Figitidae. The record is from RefSeq and is a predicted model, not a curated record. The coding region runs from base 896 to 4315 and encodes 1139 amino acids.
UCGAGCGUGUGCCCGUGUCUGCUCCUCACACAUUUUCACUCUCACUUGAAAAAAAAAAACCCAACUUCCCAACCUGGUGAAAAGGACAAACAUUCAAACAUUGAGCGCGCGUAAAAGUGGUCCUUUAUACACACAUUUUUUCUUCUUCUUCUUCUUCUUUCAUUUCCACUUUUUUCUCUCACUCCGAUCAUCAUCUCUUGUCCUUCUUCUUCUUUUUUUCCCCCCCAUAUUUCCAGAGUUGAAUCUUGGCAUUUUUUUCCUUUUCUUUUCCCUUAUCCUUACACCCCACCACUUGACACAAGAAUACCUGUUCGCUCGCAAGAAGAGAGUGUGCGCACUGACCAUUGUCCGCGCCAAUCGGGGAUCCCCCGUUCCUGGACUCUAGUGACAUCCACUAGACUAGAUGAUUUCCCCCACCUCCCAACAAGCUACCCCACCAUUUCCUUGCCACGUGCCGAUAACGCCCUUCUUUCGAUAUACCGGCUACGAAGAAUUUUUUCGAAAGACCUUUUUAUAAUACGUCAGCACACACAGAGAGUGAACGAAGGGUUCCUCAUUUCUCGCCGCCGGUGAAACAAUUUUUAAUCGAUGUGUCUCGUGACAGUUUUGUUUUCUUGUGUGACGCUCCGAAAACAUGUGGCGGGAGAGUUUAAACAGUGUGACAAUUAAUUCUUGGAGAAAAAUACAUUUUCAACAGAGAUACUACCGGCAAACAAAAGGGAUUUAUUACACAAGUGAAAGUGACAGUAAAACAAAACUUCAAGCUUGGAGAUGAUGAUGAUGAUGAUGAUUGUGAUUGACAUUCAUUUAUUUAGCCUAUAGGACAUUAGAGUCGAAAAAGAAACGGUGCCACCCGGAGAAGGUAGGCGAGAGCUAAAAAAGUGGAAUCUCGAGAAUGACGUCGACAGUGGUCCAGGAAGUGAGGCUGUCCGAUCCAGGAGAAUUGGACAGUGAUGGAUCGAGCAGCGAGGAUCGAGAUGCCAGGAAACGACUUCUUGGCGAGGCAGAUUCUGCUGGUCCAAAGAAACGACGAAAACAAUCGACUCCAGUGAGAUUCCCAACUUCCUUAAUGUUGGGCGAUCAUCCUGAGUCCGAGGAAGACGAGGAGCAGGAUGCAGUUUCGGAAGGUAAGCCGAAUUCGCCAGCGGCAGAAUCUCUUCAAGGUCAUCAAAGAAUAAAAGACGAAAAUUUAAAUACAGAAUUCCGCUGUCAGUAUUGUAGUCAAUCAUUCGAUGGCAAAGCAACUCUCGAUUUGCAUUUAGAAUGCGAGCACAAUCUUGUAGCGUCCCAAUUAAAUUCCGAGAGUCAAUCACCACAGUCCGGAAGUCAAAUUCAAAUGAAAGUAGAAACGAUCAAUCAAUUAGAUCAGACCCUUAAUUUAGUUAAUGUCCCAAAUAUCGAAAUGAAAAAUUUAGCUUCCCCGUGGCUCACGGAUCAGGUGCAAUCACAAAAUCAACAAUCAAACGAAGAAUGGUCAGCCUCAAUUCACAUGAUGCCAAAAUUGCCAGCCUUACCAAAUUUUCCCGGUGGUCUACCUCAAUAUUUACCAUUACCUCCAGGAUUUCCACUUUCCGAUUCUAGUCAGAUUCAUAGACCAAAUUUAGGCCCAGCUCCAAUGAGGAUUUUCAAUCCUGACGCUUACUGUGAUCUUUGCAAUAAAGAAUUUUGCAAUAAAUAUUUUCUCAAAACGCACAAAGCCAAUAAACACGGGAUUUAUGACUCACUAAAUCCAGUGCCAAUGGCCGAGAAUAGUGGAGCUUUAUCUGGACCAAUUUAUCCUAUUGGACAAAUAACAGGACAAUUGCCCGGAAACAGUGUCAAAAUGGAACCGAUUCUAACAGUAGAUAAUAAUGUACAAUCCCCAAAGAUAAAUCAACCAAGUAUUCCAUGUGAUGACAUGCAAAAAGUUCACACUGAUCAAGGAGAUCAAACAAAUAUCAUUCAAACAUCAGACAAUGAAAGAGAUCUUCAGUAUCAAAGUCCAGGUGCAAUGGAGAUGCUUUUUAAACAAGAAUAUGGACUCGAACAGGAAAACAGUUCAUUCAUGCCCCCACCGAGGCAUCUCUCACCCCAGGCCAUUCAACAAGCGAAAGAAUCAAAUUUCAACGUGGAACGUCUUCGUAAACUUGGCGUUCUAAAUCCUGAUGCAUUUUGUGAAAUCUGCUGCAAAGAAUACUGUAACAAUUAUUUUUUGCGCACUCAUAAACUUAAAAGGCACGGAAUAAUCAUUCAAGACGAGAAACCACCAAUAAAUCCUGGAUCAGCAGCUACUUGGCAUCAGGUGCAAACCAGUCCUCUAAAUCUCAUUAUCAAUGAAUCGGGCAAUGGAUCCGAGUACAGCGAUCGAUCAACCGACGAUCACGAAUGCAAUUCUUGUGGUAUACGUUUUCAAACGCAAGGUCUCUUUGAAUCUCAUCGGCAACGAGUUCAUCCCGACGAAGAAAUUUCAUCAAAAAAUGAUUUUGAACACGACACUCUAGAUCAACGUUCCAUUUCAAACAACGAUUCAAUUUCAGAGGAUUUACAAAAACUCCAAACAAUGAUCCUACAAUUAAAUGGCAUUGAAAAUAAAAUUACCCCCUGUUCCAUUUGCAGUAAGGAAUGUGAUUCAAAAGCAGCAUUAAAAAUUCAUAUGCAGGAACAUGGUAUCACAUCAGAGGAUGCCAGUUCACCAACUCAUAGUCGAGAAAAAUCCCUAACACCCCUGAGUACAACAACAUAUUGUACACUCUGCGAAAAGGAAUAUCCUAAUCAAGACGCCCUACGAAAACAUAUAUCCGAUGAUCACAAAUCAAUUUCAAAUAGUGAUUUAAAUUCCCUUCCACCGAUACCAUCAAUUUCCAUGCCCACAACACCAACAUCAUCUGUACCAACACCUGAACGUAAAUCCUCAUCACUGACACCAACAUCAAGUUACUGUGAAAUUUGCAACAAGGAACUGUGCAACAAGUACUUUAUGAAAACCCACAUGCAACGAAUGCAUGGUAUCGAAAUAGAAAACGGUGCUCAAAUUGGUGGUGUUAUUUGCAACAUUUGUAACAAGGAAUUGUGCAGCAAAUACUUUUUGCGAGUACACAAACACAAUACACAUGGAAUUAUUGAAGAGGGAUCAAAUCUCUCAACAAACAGCAAACCCGAAACAUUUGAUGCAUCAAGUUCUGAUGAUUCGGCAUUAAAACCCGAACAACUUGGCGAUUUAAAUCAUCGAUAUUUUACACAUUUCACCGAAGUUUGUCCAAUUUGUAACCGACGAUUUCGAAGUAUCAAAUGGCUCAAAGCACAUCUAUUGGGUGAUCAUGGCAAAUUAGGUGUUGACAAAUGGAAAGAAUUGGAACAACAAUAUCAAGCGAAUCAUACAAAAAAUAAUCGUUUACCCGGUACAUCUCGUGUUCCAUCAAUAAAUUCAAAUUUAAAAAUACCAAAUGGCUUUGAAUCCACUCAAAACAAAGGCACCGAUCUCACAUCACUUGGCAAUCAAGUACUCUCCAAUCUUUUCGGCUCAUCGACCGAAGAUCAACAAUCCAAAACAUACAGAUGUUCCUAUUGUAAUUUCUCAACGACAGUUUUACCCUUUCUCUUCCUUCACGAGAGAUCACAUACAAAUCCACAAGAAAAUAUCACCGAAAACGAAAGAAUCCUCCAAUGUCCACUUUGUCCACACAGUUUCUCUCAACCCGAUCAUUUUCAUCAUCAUCUACUCACGCGUCAUCAAUUUCCAAAUUUUCUCUCACAAUUCCCACCGCCAUUAUUCAAUAACAUGAGGCUUGAAACAUUUGGUGAAAAAAUUCUCGAAUCAAAAGAACAAUUCAAUGAAAAAAUCAUUGAAUCAUCAAAAGAUGAUGAUGAUCAAAAACAAAAUUCACGAAUUAAUUUCAAUGAAAGUGAAUCUCAAAAGAAAAAUGACACUGCCGUUCAAGUGACACCGCAGGGAGUUUAUAAAUGUGCUCAAUGUGGAUUUGCAACAGCAAAUUUAAAUCGAAUAAAAAAACACAUUAAAAAAGAUCAUAAGGGAUUUGGUGAACCAACGGAAAGUGUCAUCUCAGAAUUGAGUAAAAUUCUCAAGGAAGUCGCAAAUAAACAUAAAGUUCCAGCGAGUUAUGCGAUGCCACAAGACAUGAACUCAAAUCCAGAGAAGACAAUAAUGCAACCAUUUUUAAUCGAAGAACAACAAUUUCUUUCAUCUCAAGAUUGCAGCACAACUGGUAGCGAAGAAUCUGGAUCAGCGAAACGUUUUGCACCGGCCUUGGUCUACCUGCCAGUUAAGGCUCGUGUCAGUGGUUCUCUCACGGCCUCAUUCACAUUAAGUCCCGCGUAAACUAAUAAAAUUUUCUCCAAGGACAAUUUUCUUUUUCCAAAUAGAAGAAAAAAAUUCUUUCCAUCAUUGAAAGCCUCAAUUUCUGCCUAUGAGAAUAUCACAAAGAGUUCUCUCUGAGAAUUUUCUUUCUAUAUGAGAAGAUUUGAAAAAAAAAAAACGAUGGUCCAGAUUGCACCUCGUUACAAUCAGAGCACACGGUAUUUGUUCCUAAAUUGCCAAUGAAAAUAUAGUAUUUUUUUAAUAAAAAAAAAAAGUUCUGAUUAAUUUUUUUGAUCAUUUCUAUUUCAUUCACUCGGUAUACGUAUAUUUGUACAAAAAAAAAAAAAUCGAUCAUCCCUCGAUUAAAAACUAAUUGGCCCCGUAUUUAGAAAAAAAAAAAGUUGUUGUAAUACGUAUAUUCUAAUCGCGAUGUUAUAGUGUAAAUAUUAAUUAUAAAAUUUGAUUAAGAUUGAUUGAGUGAUCGACAAAGUUCCUAUAUUUUAAAUGCGUCGGGCCCUCUCAGGGAAGAUCGACAAGAUUCUUGUCUAAAAAAAAACCAAAAAUUUAGUUCUCAUUUAUUUUCAAUUUCAUUUUUAUCUAUAUUCAUAAUAUAAAUAUAUAUAUUAUAAUAGUCGAACCUUUUACUACGCGCCAAUUUAAUAUGAUAAGACCAAGAUUUAUAUAAAAAAAAAAUAAUAAUAUAAAAAAAACUAUAGGAUAUUUUUCAAUACGGGAACAAUAGAGCACGGAUAGAUUUUGCGAUAAAUACCAUUGUUAUCAUUAUAUAAAAACGACAUAAAAAAUAAUCCCGUCUGAUGAUUAUAUGAAGAAAAAAAAAGUACCGAUAAUUUUUAAGUACGAUUUAAAAAAAAAAUUAGAGAAUAUCAAGGAGCAAAAACUAACAAACUCAGGGUGAACACAGUAUAACCCAGUAACAAAAGUACAAUAUUAUACACAGCCAACUCAUUAUAUAAUUGAAAAAAUAUAUUGAAAAAAAAUGUAUGAUAUAAAGCCCUAAGGUUUUUUAUAAGGAUAUCCCCCCCCCCCAAAAAAACAUUGACAUGAAAAUGACCAAAAAAAAAAAAACGCUCUAUUAAUUUAGUAAUCUAGUCAAGCAUAGCUAGUCUCUAAAAAAACAAAAAAAUAAAUAAAACUUAAAAACCAUAUUUAUCGUCACAGAAAAAAAUGGAUAUUAAGAAUUUAAUAAAUAAUAAUAUUAGAGUGAUAUUACAGGGAUGUAAAGAAAGGGAUGUAUUAUCUAGAUUUUAACGCUUAGUAUUUACACAUUUUCAUUUAACAUCAGAUGCGCUAUUGAAUUAAUUUAAUGUCUCGAAAAUUAACUCGAGCAGUUAAAAUAUUCAAAUAUCUAUCACGCAACAGCCGAAAUUUUAUUUAAUGUAAUUUACUUAAAUAUGCGGUUUCUCUUAUAAUAUCAUAAAUGUAUGUUUAACAUAAUAACAGAUAAUUAUUUAUCAUAAAAUUUUUUUUCCAACACGUUUCAAUUUUACAUAGAAUCAAUUAAAAAUUAUCAACAUAAUUAAUUUAGAAAACUAAUCAAAUGAUAUAAAACAACAUAAA